AUGUGCCAGGAACAGGAGCAAACACUUUCUCAGGUGAAGGACUCACAUGAAUCAGCCAUGAAUGUGAAUGAAGACACUGUUCCCAGGAGGCUUGGAGCCACUAACAAAGUCUGUUUGUAUUCCAUCAUCGCCACCCUGGGUGUGUUGCUCGUCUUUGCCUUGGCCACCAUCAUGGUCCUGGUCGUCCAGAGGAAGGUAGCUGAUCCUGUCAUGGAGGGCAUCAAAAAACCCAUUAAGACAGGUAACACCUUUGAAGACCUUUUGAAAAUCCAACAGAGUGUCCCAGCCAAGGGAGCUGUUGCCUACAUGAGAGUGUCCAGCGCAGUGAACAGCUCCAAGCUGAGCCUGGUGGAGAAGGGGACCUGUGAGGCCAUCCAGUGCAUGAGCCAGGAGCUGGUGAUCAGGGAACAAGGCCUCUACUUGAUCUUCUGCCACUUGAACUUUCACUUUCCCAACUGCUCCAAGAGCCCCAUCGACCUCAAGAUUGAGCUCCUGGUGAACGACAAGGUGGACAGGCAGACGUUGUCCACACUGUGUGCGUCGGAAACGUGCCAAGACAAGACUUUUAAGACUUUGCUCCAGCUGCACUUGACACACCUGAAAGUGGAGGACCGGAUAUCGGUAACACUGAACCAUCCUGAAUUCCUGAAUGACAUUUCUCUUCCCAAUGAAAACGUUCUCGGGGUCUUGAGGUACAGCGAUGGAAUGUGA
Molecule: messenger RNA, 711 nt
Organism: Vidua macroura (Pin-tailed whydah)
Lineage: Eukaryota; Metazoa; Chordata; Aves; Passeriformes; Viduidae
Product: tumor necrosis factor ligand superfamily member 8-like
Exons: 4
Coding region: 1-711 (236 amino acids)
Biological process (GO): CD8-positive, alpha-beta T cell differentiation; immune response
Cellular component (GO): membrane
Molecular function (GO): tumor necrosis factor receptor binding
Source: RefSeq, a predicted model, not a curated record